GGGCGGGGGGGGGGGUUAGCAAAGUAGUCUUGAAAAAUGAUAGAAAUUGAUUAUGGGUUUUGCUUGUUUUGUGUUUUAUUAUUAUUAUUAUUAACUUUUUUUAAUGGCAAAGUUGAAACCUUGGGAGCUUCGAAAUCCCAGUGUUGGAGUCUCAUUUUAUGUAAAUGUGUGGAUUUUUUUAGUUAAGUUUGUUAUUCAGUACUUCUGACGAGUUAUUAUGACUGAAAUUGAUGAUAUGGUUAUAACUUGAAAUUAUUAUUAUUUGUUAGAUUUUAGGGUUUAGGGUUACUUUUUCCUUUCAUUUUAGGGUUCAGUUUUGCAGGAAAUACUGUCCUGAAACAAGUGUAAUCGAGUGGCUAUUUCCGACUUUUCCAUUUUUCUCUUGAAGUAUCCGUGGGUCCGUCACGCAGGUCCUUGUCAUGUAGCUGAAUAGAGUGAAAUGCUUGUUGUUUGAAAUUUUAAGUGGUGUGAUGGUUCAGUUUAAUGGGUUUCAUUUGGUGGAAAAAAGGUUCAAUGGUAGGAUCCCCGAUAACUUUGUUAAGAAAUUCGGGGACGAACUUUCUGUUGCUGCUGCUCUCACUGUUCCUGAUGGUCAUGUUUGGCGUGUAGGAAUAAGGAAAGCCGACAAGAAGGUUUGGUUUCACGAGGGUUGGCAGGAAUUUGUAGAGCGGUACUAUAUCCGUGCAGGCUACUUAUUGGUUUUCAGAUAUGAAGGGAAUUCUUGUUUCUGUGUUAGUAUAUUUAGUUUGUAUAACUCGGAAAUCAACUAUCAGACUAAUGCUUUCGUCGGUACACAAUACUAUCAUAGAAAACCGUAUCCAUUUGAAGAACUUGAAGAUGAUGAAUGCAUCUCUCCAGCACUGCAGAAUUUGUUUUCCAGGUCUAAAGUUAAUAACUGCAUGAACUGGAGCGGUGAAAUCAAUUUUCGUGCGUUAAAGGGCAUGAAUAGCCAAUCUUUUCGAGGUGCAGUGCUAUCAAAACCAAACAAGCCUGGGAGGAAAAAGCAGAAGUUUGAUCAUGCCGAACCGGAUUCAUCUGUUGGACGUGAAUAUGAUGUGUAUACAAACUUUAGAUUAUACGAAAGUGCUUCAGCCCGAAAGAGAACCGUGACAACAGAAGAAAGAGAGAGGGCAAUUAACACAGCCAAAUCGUUUGAGCCGAUGAACCCUUUCUGCAGAGUUGUCUUACGACCAUCAUAUCUAUACCGGGGAUGUAUUAUGUACUUACCAUCAUGCUUUGCUGAGAAGUAUCUAAGUGGGGUUUCGGGAUUUAUUAAACUUCAGCUUCCAGAUGGGAGACAAUGGCCCGUUCGAUGUCGUUAUAGAGGUGGCAAAGCCAAGUUUAGUCAGGGAUGGUACGAGUUUACGUUGGAGAAUAAUUUGGGCGAAGGAGAUGUCUGUAUCUUCGAGCUGCUCAGAUCAAGGGAAUUUGUGCUUAAAGUUACUGUAUUUCGUGUAAGGGAAAGCGCACCAGUCUCAAUGAAAUGCCGCCCCGAGUUAAACCAGCUAACAUAUAGUGAACAUACCCUUCCAGAUGAUGUGAAACCGAUCCGGGUCGAUAAGAGCAUGCCAUUUUGAUGUCCAUAAAAAGCUUUUAAUGGGGGGAAGAUUUUUAGUUGCCUAGAAGAGUAGAUACAAAAUUUUUCUUUUGUGGGGUUUGUUUAGGACUGUAAAUGGAGCAAUGAAGGUGAUGAUGAUGACGACGUUGAACUUUGAGGGAAGGAAAAUGGGGUGUUGGGAUUUGAUUUUUGUGGUCUGUUUUUUAUUGGCUUGAAAUUUUCAUUCACUGCUUUUGGCUUGAAUUCCUCGUGACGUAGUUUUUAUGCUACAUUUUAAGUUGGGUAAAUUAUACUCAAGUUCAUUAAA
Messenger RNA from Gossypium raimondii (Peruvian cotton), 1865 nucleotides. RefSeq names its product B3 domain-containing transcription factor VRN1. The transcript is spliced from 4 exons. Bases 471 to 1577 code for a protein of 368 amino acids. Lineage: Eukaryota; Viridiplantae; Streptophyta; Magnoliopsida; Malvales; Malvaceae. Gene Ontology annotation, molecular function: DNA binding. The record is from RefSeq and is a predicted model, not a curated record.